Molecule: messenger RNA, 3369 nt
Organism: Carassius auratus (goldfish)
Lineage: Eukaryota; Metazoa; Chordata; Actinopteri; Cypriniformes; Cyprinidae
Product: phosphoinositide 3-kinase regulatory subunit 6
Exons: 20
Coding region: 324-2516 (730 amino acids)
Biological process (GO): G protein-coupled receptor signaling pathway; positive regulation of MAP kinase activity
Cellular component (GO): phosphatidylinositol 3-kinase complex, class IB
Molecular function (GO): 1-phosphatidylinositol-3-kinase regulator activity
Source: RefSeq, a predicted model, not a curated record
GUAUUGCAGGAAACCAGCAGAGCCUGGUCUUCAGUCUGUCUUUGUAAGAAAGAGAAAGCCAGCAUUUGAAUGUCUAGGCAGUAAAGUGUCUGUUUCUUUCGUUUAGCACAGGUAAGCGUUCAUACAGAUGAUCUGACAGGAAAAGAGACUUCCUUAUGAGUAAGACUGUUGUCAAGAUUAUUCAAAUACCCACUGCUCUCGCUCGAGGACCUGGUUUCACAGUUCCUUGGAGGAACAGCGUUUUUAUGCAUCGAAGACAUGAAGGACCUUUCUAACUGACACAUCCAUGUCAUGUGGACAUUAUCUGAGCUGUGAACCCCACCAUGGAAGAAGCAUUCGGUGGUGUGUCCUCAGUCGUGGAGUCUAGUCUCUACCACAAUGUCCAUUCAAUCCUCCGAGAGCUGGAUUGUGAACCUCAGGCUGGAUCAGCCAGCAAUAAAGGCAUGUUGAGAUGGACUCUGCAUAACCGGGUGGACAGAAAUCCAUCUGUCAGUGUCCCUCUUUUGAGGGUUCUCAUAAAAGAGCUUGAAAAGGCGGAGAGAAUCGAUUCCAAGAUUCGCAUUAUUCCUUUACUUCACACACUUGUCUACACAGUCCUACAGUCUGUAUUUAUUCCGGAAGAUCUUUAUCGAAGGAUGUAUUUUUGCUUGAAAGGUUUAGUUACGUUACCUGUACCCUAUAGUGCAAUCGCUCUCUACUAUGCAAAGCAAAUGAAAAUGGAACAAAAUGCACCAGGAAUACUGUAUCAGAGGAGAGUCAGUGCCGAACACAAUCUAUGCAGUGAUCUUUAUCCAUUCCAUGAGAAGGUGUUUGUGUUUGUGGAUCCCGCUGUGUUUCCUCCGUCUCUGGUGAAUGCGCUCAAGGCUGACGUGGAGUGCACAGACCCUGGUAGAGACCCGCUGAUCUUCAAACGCAGAGUUUUACUGCACACACUGCUAGCUGGAUCUGGAAAAAAGUGCCAGGUUGACCAGCUCGCACAGUCCCUAGAGCAUUUAGGUGAAGAGCUGGAGCUGCACUUCCAGGAUCUCGUCACCAUCCUGGAGCAGAGAACAGAAGAUGCAGCUUCUGACGAUAUCCAGUACAAAACAAGAUUGCAAGAGAUCUACCAAGACAUCCUGACUGCUCCAAAAGAUCGGUCGCGUCCAGCCUCGCCAGCAGAGACUCAGCUGCCCAGUCCUGAGGUCAGCUUCCACGUCUGGAACAAAGAGGAUGACAUAUGGAAUGAGCUGGUUAACUUUGCACUGAUGGUUCCUGCGGACCGAAACUCUGCUUGUCUGGAGGAGAAUGACCUGAAGCGUAGCUCGGUCUUGUCCACCGUGUCCACAGACAGUGGCAUAGAGGGAGACAUGCCCAUCAGUGAGCUCUCCUCCAUAAUGCUGGAGUCUCAGGGCAGCUCAGAGGAGCACAGCAGCUCUCAGUCCUUCUACAGGAGGCCGUGUGUGCGAUGUCCCAAAGCUGGCAACAGAUUGACACUCAUGAUGGAGGCCAUUAGGGGAAAUGGAGGAUGCAGUCUUACUAAAGAGGAAAAGAACCUCACGGCUCGGAUCCUUGUAAUGGGUGACGACAGAACGCUAGGACGGCUCGCCAAGACUCUCCACACUAUAAGGAAAAGGGAGGCACGACAUCUGCUGCUGACAAAGAGAGUUAAUAUAGAGAUUUAUUACAUUCCAGUGACUGACCAGACACUUUCUCCUGUUCAGGAGGGUGCUCCUGAAGACAUGCUGACAUUGGCAGGAUAUUUGGGAAGGGUGGAUCCGUGGUAUGACUGUAAUAUCAACGGUUUGGGAGCCAUGAUUCUAAAACUUGCCCAGAUGAAGUCAACUCAGAGUGAAUCUUCAGACCCCAACACCUUUCUGCUAGAUAUCAUCUCGUACUACACGCGUGUCAGCCAGCAUCCGGUGCACCUACCCAUCUACUCUGUCAAGAUCUGCUUCUCAGGCCUCAGCAGCAGCACAGUGGAGGAGGUGUUUGUGGCUCAACUCGCCGUGGACUUUCCCGAGGUCAAACGCUGCAGAGCCACAUUUAAAGACACAAUUAAAGGUUCAGUGCGUUACAAAAAAUACAACCCCCAAGAAUUUUAUGGUGCAGUCGUGUCAGUUAAUUAUACAAAGGCCUCGAUAAGUGACAGAGAAAAGGAGAUGGGAAUGUCUUUGCAGAUAAGUGGCAUGUUGAUCAACGUCUUGCCUUCCUGCAGAGUCAGAAGUCUACAUAGUGUCAGCAUAAGUUUCCAAGAUAUCAAUCCCUCAAGACCCAGCAAAAAUUCAUUUCGAGCUGUUAGCGCCAGUGUCAGAGUUCUGGAGGAGCAGACAUUCACAGUAUGUUUGGAUAAAGACCCACGUAAAACAUACCAGAAGGUCCAGAGCAUUGAAGUGUCUCCAUGCUUGGACCCGGGAUACUCUCAUCAGCCGAGUACAAAAUCAAAGUAUAGUUUGGGAGAGCGAAGUGAACCACUGGGCAAAUAUGUCAACAAGACCCUCACGCUACCGAUCAACACCUUCUGUGGCAUUGAGCAAUGACUAUACACCUCGGACUCAUGAUAUAAGAGCUCAAGUCAUGAGACAAUCUGAAACCUUAUACCUCUCAGAGGCUUUAAGUGUGUGCAUUUCCUCUUUUCAUCUUUUCUCUGUUGCCUAAAAUACAUGUAACCUCAAGAGGGCUAUGACUUCCUGCUGAACUGUGAACAGAGAUGAUGUUUCGUAGAGCGUUUCAAUGUGUUGAAAUGUCUGUGAAGUGACCUCGAUCUAUGUAAAAUGUCCUGCUGUCUGCGUUUUAAAAUGUUACGUUUACACUACUUUUUAUGUAUAUAUAUACUUUCAUGACAGUGUUUGUAUGAUACUCGGAUGUGUAAUUGAACACUUUGGAAGCACUUAGACUUUCAUUUGACACUUGCCAUUACCUAAAAGAAACGCAUUGAAGAUAAAGGCUGCAUCCAAAAUCGCAUACUCUCUGAGUAGGCACAUCUUUUGAAUAAGUAAUUACUUCACGACUGUUAAAAAAGUAUGAAUGUAAUCUGGACAUAUGCCAUGUUAUCACUGUCAUGUGAUCUAUCAUUUGCAUCCCGUGGCUUCAUGGGAUAGCAAAUUUUGUCCAUCUUAUGUUCGCUUCAGAAUCAUUUUCACCUUUAUGAAUACUAUUAAUUUGGACAUACUUCUCUUUUCACACACUGUUUUUCUUCUAAUGUGUUAAUAGGGAAGUAUGCCAUUUUUGGAUGCAGCGUUUGUUGUAGGCAUUUUGAAUAAGAAUAGCAUGGUGCCCUAGUUUUUCUGUAGUAGCCUAUAGACACUGUGUGCAAUAUGUAGGUAUGGAAACCUGUUACAUCUGCCGAAAUGUGCUGUGGGACUUUUGGGAUAUUGUAUUUUACAGUGCAGU